Plasmodium falciparum 3D7 is the source of this 1170-nucleotide messenger RNA. It is a transcript of the gene GCH1, whose product is annotated as GTP cyclohydrolase 1. Gene Ontology annotation, biological process: pteridine-containing compound biosynthetic process; tetrahydrofolate biosynthetic process. The record is from RefSeq and is a predicted model, not a curated record. NCBI's taxonomy places the organism in Eukaryota, Apicomplexa, Aconoidasida, Haemosporida, Plasmodiidae. Gene Ontology annotation, molecular function: GTP cyclohydrolase I activity.
AUGUAUAAAUAUACGUCAAUAAACAAAUCUGAUAAAAUAUAUGAAACACAUAAUAUGGAAGAAAAAAAAAAAAAAGGUAAUAAUAACAAUUUCUCAGGAUUAUUAAAUAAUGAAAUCGAUGAUAAUAAUAAAAAGGAAAAGUUAAAAAAUAGUAUAUCUAAAAUGUAUAGUAACCAUAAGAAUAGAGAAAAUUUUAACGAAUGUGAGAAGGAAGACCUUGUUGUGAUAGAUGAAAAGGAUAAUAAUAAAAAGAAAAAAAAAAAUAUGACAAAUACAUUUGAACAAGAUAAUAAUUAUAAUAUGAAUGAUAAUAAAAGGUUAGGUAGCUUUUUUAAAAUAAAUGAUAAAUGUGAAUCUAUUAAUGAGAAUGUUAAUAAUAUUAAUAAACAGUCUCUUAAGGAUUCUAUACUAUUUGACAAUAUAAAUGAGAAAGAAUAUUUUAACGAAACCAAAGAAGAAAAUAAGGAAGGAAAUAAAAGUAAUGAUAUAGAAAAGAUAAAUUGUAUGAAAGUGAAGAAGAAAACUGUUAAAAAGAAUAAAAAGAAGAUUAAUAAAAUUAUAAACAAUAAGAAUAAAAUAUCUAAAUCAAAUGACAUAGAAGAACAAAUAAUUAAUAUUAGUAAACAUAUAUAUAAAAUAUUAAAUAUAUCCAAAUUACCAAAAUGUGAUAUAUUAAAAAGAACAAAUAGAAGAUAUGCUGAAACAUUUUUAUAUUUAACUAAUGGUUAUAAUCUGGAUAUAGAACAAAUAAUAAAAAGAUCUUUAUAUAAAAGGAUGUAUAAAAAUAAUUCAAUAAUCAAAGUUACAGGUAUACAUAUAUAUUCAUUAUGUAAACACCAUCUUUUACCUUUUGAAGGUACAUGUGAUAUUGAGUAUAUACCCAAUAAAUAUAUUAUCGGGUUAUCUAAAUUUUCAAGAAUAGUUGAUGUCUUUUCUAGAAGAUUACAAUUACAAGAAGAUUUAACUAACGAUAUUUGUAACGCUUUAAAAAAAUACUUAAAACCAUUAUAUAUUAAAGUAUCUAUUGUAGCUAAACAUUUAUGUAUAAAUAUGAGGGGAGUUAAAGAGCACGAUGCUAAAACUAUAACGUAUGCAUCUUAUAAAGCAGAAAAAGAGAAUCCUACAGUUCAUUCUUUAAAUAUUGACUCUUCUGUGGAAAAUUUAAAUUAG